Messenger RNA from Macrosteles quadrilineatus (aster leafhopper), 8336 nucleotides. RefSeq names its product colorectal mutant cancer protein-like. The transcript is spliced from 15 exons. Bases 371 to 2512 code for a protein of 713 amino acids. NCBI's taxonomy places the organism in Eukaryota, Metazoa, Arthropoda, Insecta, Hemiptera, Cicadellidae. Gene Ontology annotation, molecular function: calcium ion binding. The record is from RefSeq and is a predicted model, not a curated record.
UUGAGUUGGGACUGUUGUCUUGUGUUGUGACAAUAAUAAAUGAAGUAAACCGAUGGACAUCGAACAUCACAGUAUCAUUUGUGAACAAGAACAUAUUAUUUCACUAGAGUAUUUUUAAAUAGAUGUGCGUUAUAGGCUAGGGUACGUGAUUGUUAUCUUUAACCUUCUCAUUUCGGAUCUCAAACUAGGCUAGACCUAUUUUCUCUUUAGGCUUUGGCACAAUAGCCUAGGCCUAAGUUUACCUAGGCUGUUGCCAAACUUGUUCUAAAGCAACGAAAAAUGAGGUUUAUAGGUGUUGUGAUAUAGGUAAUAAAAUAAGCCAACUUUCUAGCGUUUCUCACCAAGUCAUUUAGGCCUACCCUCAGUCGAAAUGGCUGAGUUAGAACAGAAUUCUGCCUGCAGCGAGGAAACUAGUUCUCUGUGUGACGAGGAAAGAGUUCGUAAACUUUUUCAAGCUUGUGAUGCAGAUGGUGAUGGAUUUAUUGACAGCCAGGAUUUACUCAACGUUUGUCGUGAACUAAAUCUUGAAGACUCUUUAGAAGAGUUGAUGAAAGAACUCGGAGCUGAUGAAAGUGGUAGAAUAUCCUACAAAGAAUUCUUGAGACGCCGCUUAGCAUUGCGUCCUGAGAUUGAAGCUCUCCGCACGACACCACAUCAUUCUAGAGGAACACCUGAUUACCUGCCUACAAGCAGCGACAACAGUCUUGGAGGAGCAUCAGGAGGCAAAUGUGGGGAGAGUUGGGAGUUUGACAGUGGAGCUCGAGACCUUAGUCCAGAGCCGAACACCCUGCAGAGACUGGUGGAAGCUGCUGGCUGUUCCCUUACUGCUACUAACACUGCUAGUCUGCUGCAGCUGGCAAACAAGCUCCAUCUAGCAGCUCUGGCAUCUCUGAGAGGUGAGAUCCUCGACCUGACAUCGCGAUUGCAUGCUGUUACACACGAGCGAGACAUGCUGGAACGCACAGUCGCGCAGACUGAGAGCUCGGUUGCACAGCAGUAUGAGGAACGUCUCACUGAACUUCACUGUGUCAUUGCUGAACUUAGUCGCAAGAUGGAACGCCAACGCACUUUGGUCAUUACAGAAGAAGAGGAUGUAGUUUCAGAGACAGAGCAGAGCGUGGAGACUUGUUCACAAGCUGAUGAAACCCUUGCGGUUGAAGAGACAAUACUUCGCCCUGAGGAUGAUGAUGAGACAAGAGAAGAAUCACAGAUGAAAAGUGAUAGUCAAUCACACGUUGAGGAGGAGCUACAAGAACUGCGAGCUAGAAACUCUGCACUUGAGGAACAACUGAGUAAAACUGAGGCAGAGCUGAGGCAAGCUCAGGCUGUGCUGAGUAGCGUGCGAGAGGAUAGAGACAAACUGAGGCUCAAGGUUAAAGAGGUGUUCCGACCAAGCAGCUCCUCUGCUGAGGCUCCAGUGCUGAAGAUAGCUGAAAGAGUGAGGCUGAGAAAGAUGGACAGACAUGUCACUGGCUCCGACCUAACGUCCUUGGGGGUGAGUCACACAGAAGUGGCUGAACAGCUGGUGUCAGAGCUCCAGUCUUGUGACCUCCAGGAGUGGGACCGUCAUCAGCUGGAGCAGGAGACUAAGCGACUGUCUGCUAGGUUGGAACACUCCCGCUCCCAGGCCAACGUCUUACAGCUCACCUUGGACGAGGCCAAGAGCCAUUGUGAGAGAUUAUAUCUUCUGUUGGGAAAGUAUGAGUCCAAUGUUAUAGCUUGCCGACUUGCUCUUAAUUCAAGUGACCGAGCCAUUGAAGCCUAUGAUCUACUUGUUUCUCUUCUUGAUUCUCACCUAAACGAUGAAAAUGUGCGGGUAAGUGAAGAAGAACAGCUGAGGGAGCUGAUAUCUUGUCUGAAGGCUGAGAGGGGACGUGUGCGGGACACUGUGGUAGAACUAGAAAGUUUAGUGGAUCUGCCUCCCCCCCCAUACACUACUCCUGCCUCUGCUGGACAUUCCCGAAAGCUUGACUUGGAGACUGCUGUCCUUAUGCAGGAACUGAUGGCAAUGAGGGAGGAUAAGGCAGAGCUACGGGCCAAAAUUUACUUGUUGGAGAGGGAAAAGGAGAAUCAGGAAUUGAAGGUAGCAACUUUGCAGUCUCAACAACAAGCUCAUCUGGCAACCAUACAGCAUUUGCAGGCUCAACUCCACGAGGCCGAUACUGAGGAAGUAAACUCUGAAGGCCGCGAGAGCAGGUUGCGUGAGAGACUGAAGGAGGUUGCUGGUACUCUGGAGCGAGUCAGUCGCAAUGCAGAACUGAGGCAGAGACAAGCUACUGAACUGACCAACGAGUUGAAAACUACCAACAAUACCUUGGUGCAGACUCUAGAGAGGUGCAAACGCAAGUCACAAGCAAGACUAAGAAGACUGGACACUCAGAUGUUGAACAUGGUCGAGCAACACGCUGCUCAGGUGAGGACUCUUAAACAAAGAAUAGCCUCGCUGGAGGAAACGCUGGAUCACCAGAGCCGACAGUCGCACAGCUCUAAGGCCAGUGAGACUUCUCUGUGAUCAGUUGGCCUCUAGCAACUGGUUGGGUGUCUUAUAGCUUCAAGUUACCAACAUGUACAGUAAUAUAUCUUCAACAAUGUUAGUCAAUAUAUGAAACAUAGUUUGAUAAAAUAGUAUCUUUAAUCACUAGGGACUAUGUGACUCUUUAACAACCAAGGUGGAAUCGAGGUCGGAAAAUGUGCGAAGGUUGAAAAUUCAUUUUGGCUCAUCUGAUGACAAUCUAUAUUUUACGUUAUAAUGUACUAUGGUUUGGCUAACUAAUUUAAAAUCAUUAAUUUUUUACAUUGUUUACUUCUAAAAAUUAGCCCCCACAGAUGUAUUUCCCCUUUGUUAUGGUAUUAUGCAAAAAGCUGGGGUAAAAAUUGGUUUUUCCCAUUUUUGAUCCUAAAAACACAAAAUUUCACAAUUUCAUUCCAAACCAUUUUGUAGAGCUUAAAAAAAGAAAUAAUGUUGUUUAUUGAAGUGUUGUUGUAUGCGUAACGGUUACGGAUAUAAUUCAAAAAAUUGUAAAUUUUAAAAUUACAACUUUAUUCUUAUGGAGAAUAAAUAAACUUUUGUAGUUUGCUUGUUUAUGUUUAGAUUUUAAUCCAAUUAGGCAAUUUUGUUUAUUUCAUACUAAGCUAUCAACAUUUAGACCCGGGACCAAUUUACUUUUUCGUUUUGAGGUCCCCAGAGGCCAAAAACACCAUCCGUUCAAAUUCAUAUAUAUAUAUAUUUAUAUAUGUGUCCAUUAGCACGAUAACUCGAGCAAAGUUGAUCCGAUUUUGAUGAAAUUUGGUACAAACGUGUAAACCUACAUUUAUUCGAACGAGUUUGCGAACCAGCAUAAUCGGACCAUGGGAUCAGGGGUUUAUGGGGGGUUUUAUGGGGUAAAAAUGGGUUUUUCUCAUUUUUGACCCUAAAAACUUUAAAUUUCUAAAUUUCUCUUUAGACCAUUUUGAAGAGCUUAAAAAAACAAAUACUUUAGUAUAUUGAAGUUUUUUUGAAUGUUCAUUGACUACGGAGAAAAUUAAAAAAAUUGUAAUUUUAAAAUUCCCACGUUAUUCGUAUGGAGAAUAAAUAAACUGUUCUAGUUUGCUUGUUUAUGGAUAUAUUUUAAUCAAAUUUGGCUUAUUUCAUACUAAGCUAUCAAUAUUUCAAUUGAAAAAACACACCUCAACAUCUUCCCCGUAGCAGCAAACCUAACUACUCACUAAAAUUAAUGUUAUUUAAAUAGGAAAUAAAUCUGAAAAUUUAUAGGGAAUAUUUUAGUAGAAAUCAAGCCGGGUAAAUGGAAAUUCGCUUAGUAUGCAGGUUUGCUGCGACGGGGGUAUUUCUUUUUUUCUGCAGUCUGACAAAAGUACAAUUCCAUCUGCAAACAUGACAGUGAAAAGUCUACUAGUUUCUGUAAUCAAUGAAAAAUUCAAUUGUUUAUUGUGUGCUGAACCUAGUUUAGUGCUUUUUAAAGAGGUUAAUAAAUUGGUGAUGAAUGUUAACACUUCAGUAUGCAGCUGUUUCCUGCGUCCUUGUAGAGGAAAUAUUUUUUUUCCAAAAUCAUCUAAGCAAACAUUCAACCUGGCAAGUUAAAAACUCUCACAAAAAAGCAAAUAAUCUAAUCUUACCUUAUUACACAUGAUGAAAAACUUUUGAGUGAAUUUUUUACCAGUAUAACAUAGGUGAGGAUUAAGCAUAGUUCAAACAUUUAUUUCAACCUAAUAAUAAGUUUGCCUGCCUGGUGAAUGUCAAAGAGUAUAAAGUAAUAUUCUGGUUGAUAAAAGACAUAAAGACCGAAAAAUAUCUAUUUGUUUGGCAGCACACUCUGGAUAUAGGGUGACUGAAAAGUAACUUGCACCCCCCCCCCCCCUAACUUUAUAACUAUUGAGAUAUUUGAAAUCAGUUUGUGACAACCUUACUAGAUAUGAGGGGCUACAAUAAUAAUGGUUAGUUUUUAAAAUUGUACCUUUAGGGUUAGUGGGGGUAGGGGAUAGCUCAAAAUUUUGAAAUGGGAAAUAUAGUCGACUUUCAUGUAAUUUGACAGAAAUAAUUUACAUAAAGAAAAUAAAAAUCGGACCUAUAAUAACAAAAUUGCGCUCAAAAUUAUUCACCCUAAAACAGACAGGUGUUAAUGAUAACAGUAAUAAUUAUGCGGAGUUGAGAAUUUUCCAGGCACUGUUUACUAACCAUGUAGAUGUUAUUAGCAAUUAUCUGAACUAGAAAAAUGCUGCCUUAAUACAAAUUGAAAGUUAAUAAAACAAAAAUAUUUUUUUACUACCGCGAUACAAUUUUGGUUUAGGCUAGUUAUCAAAAGUAAUUUUUUGUUGUCAUUUAGUUAUUAGUGGUAUGAUUUUUUCCUUUUUGUCAAUUGUUUAGUUUUAUGAAGACCUGUAAAAUCAUAUGAAGGUUUACUAUACUUUCUUUUGAAAAAUUUUGAUCCAUGGGUAAAGUUUUUGUAAUUACAGUAGAGCAUCGAAAACUCAUAUGCUUCGCGAAAAAGAAUUUCAAGGUGGUGGUGGGUCGCUAAACCAAAAAGUUUGGAAACCGCUGCACCAGUCCAUCCGUUUAUUUAAUAAAUUGCUAAUAAUAUUUUAAGUGGACUCUCCUUUGGUUAUCAUCAUAUGUCUGUUACUAACUGAUACAUUUAAAUUUUGAACACAUACAGCAUUGUUGUAUACUUACCUAACAAUAACCAAACUUAAUCAAAUUUUGACUCAGCCAUUUUGUAAUAUUAUGUGCUCUUCAAGUGUUUAAAUAAAUGUAUGCCAUUAGCUACCAAUCUUCCUCAUUAAAAGACCCAAAAUAGGCACCUAGUUGUAGUAAUAAUAUUAAUAAGUUAAAUUAUUAUUUCUGCUGUACACAGCGUUUGUUGUGGGACUGACCAAAAACAUCAGGUGUUGAAUUGAAUUAGUACAUCAGUUACUAUUUUUGUUAAACAUGUUAAAUGCAAUUAAUUAUUUUGGUUAUUAGUUCAAUUGUGUGCAAUAUUACACCAUUUGCUAAGUAAAGCCUUCAUACUAAUUAAUAUUAAUAUUAGUGAUGGUCAAAACCAAAAAUUGUGAAUUUUAAAACCGAAACUUAAACUUUAAAAAUUCGAAUCCCGAAUCUCGAAUCCCAAAACCUAACCGCAAAACUUUUUUUACUUAUAUUUGACAAAGGUCAAAAUACAGGUAAUCAAACGUUAAGUAUGCAAUCAAAAAUGAAAGAGAUUGACUCCUGACCCUGACAUAAUAACAUAAAAAUGUGAUUGAUAAACUUAAAACCCAAAACAACAUAAUUUAUUUUUAAUAAACAACCAUCCUGACACCAACAUAAACAUGAAUAUUACAUUAAUUAGAACAUUUCUUGGCAAUAUUUCUUUGUAUUCAAUAACUAUUGUUAUGAAACUGAAUUGUAUGUCGUUCCAGUUGUAUUUAAUAUGUCUUUUGAGUCCAGAAUACAAUUUACUUUUUUCAUUACUCUUAAUGCUGAUCUGUUUGCUCUAUUGCUACCAGCUUGUAAGAAAACAGUGUUAAAAACAAUAAUAAUGACGCAAAAAAAUCUGCAGUCUAAAAAAAAACUGCUAAAAUCUUUAAUUUCAAAACUUUUGAAUCUCGAAACUCAAUGAUCAAAUCUCGAAACCGAAACUUUUUUUAAGGUUUUGAGAUUUGAGAUUCGGUUUAGACACAUCACUAAUUAAUAAUUAAUUUACUCUAUUGUUUUGUAAAUAGUAACAUUUGUAAGUAGUUUAAAAUUAUGUUUAUUACUCCAUAUUAAAAAAAUACUUUUCAAUUUAUUUGUGGUUUUAUUUUUUCAUACUAUAUUAAGUUAAAUAUUUUUUUUUAGAUUCUUGUUUUGUUAUUAAUCAAAUUGCUGUGGUAAUACUAAAAACUCAGUUUUUCAAAGCUGCAAAUAAUGCGGGGAGGCAGUAAGGUAGGCUAAAUAUAUUAUUUUUUUGCAUUUCUUUUUGUAUUAUUUCUCCAAAUUAUAGAGCUUUUCUUCCAGGACAGAAUGAUAUAUAACACUUUGGUGCUAAAAAUAUUUUACCCGUGUAAAAAAAAUCUGGAACAAAUGCAUAGGCGAGGCCUGACUUCUUUUGAAAUUAGGUUUUUUUUUUAAUAUUUGUAUAUUUUUUGAUUAAAUAUGCAAGUUACCUUGGUGAUGGGGACAGCAAUAGCUUUGAAAGAAAAAAAGAAAACUGGAAAAAGCUAUUGGAGGAAAAUAUGGGGCUGAAAUGUUUAAGGUAGGCAAAAUAACGCAUAUCACAUAUUUUCUAUACCCCUAGGCCUAAGGCCUAAGUUAUAUGACGUUAACCGCAAAUCGUUAUUUUUGUCAUGUUAUGUACCUUUUCUCAGGAACUACUAGGGAUAGGGAGUUAAAAUUUUUACACAACAUGUAUGUUAUAGUGUUAAACACACUGAGUUUGUUUUAGGGCCUAAUUCCAACCUACUUGGUAAAAAUAUAUAUAUAUAUCACAAGAAAUUUGAAAAAUGUUUAGUACCUCCAAAAAAAGUUUUUAUCUAAGCUAUUUAUUAGUUUAAAAUCCUGAAAAAACCUCAGGACAUGUAUCAAAGGUAUACAAAGAACUGACAAAAAUUUCAGAGAGAUAGGCCAUAUAGUAUUUCCAAAAAGGUACCUUACGUUAGCAUUACAGAGCUAGGGAUUCCGCCUCCCCUAAGCCAAGUUAAGCAGUACGUGCAUUGGUUAACAAAGUAUUUGAGAGGGCUUUUUUUUAUUGAUUUAAUUUGUUCAAAACUUCAAAGUAGAGUAUUUUACUUAACCACAAGAUUUUUGUAAGUAUGUAAAUAAAUCUACCUUACCUAAUAUAAUAUAUUAAUGGGUCAAGUCUCUUCUCUACAAAACUUAAAAUAAGACCAAGGGUAAAAACACACAUACAGCAAUUGAGGGUGGAGUGGGCGGUAUGAUCCAGAGCGAGCUUAAGUGGAGCAACUGAUACACAUACAGCGACUAGCGAGAGCGAUCAGUUCCAAGAUGUCACAUAGUAAGUUGGCACGUAAUUUGCAGAAGCGAAAACAAUUGGUUGAAAACAUUCAUUUUGCGUGCUUCAAACCGGUCAAGAGUGGGUGCAUAAAGUGAAUGAAGGAAGGGAGGUGAGUGGCAAAUAUCACCAUUUGUUUCCAGUUCUUAGAAGCAUGAAUCACGUGACGAUUCGUGCAAUACAUGAGUAUGUUAGACUGCUGUAACUUAACCUCCUUGAAUUGAAUCGCUCGAUAAACUAUCGAAAUUAGUAUAUAUCUAUAUACCAGGUUACUGGUUAUUUAAAACCUAUUCAGCCCCACCCGACAAGCCAGUAUUUGAGACAAGCUUAAUUUCAUAUUACACUUAAAUUACCUUAAUUAUACUGAAUUGAAUCCAAAUUAUUUAUCAAAAGUUGGGACCUGUUACAAUAAUCUAAUACAUAAUGUAUAUAUGACAAUGACCUUCGCACAGUGACUCGAGCAGAGUGACUCAAGAUUAAGUAGUUGCCCUCUCUGUUCCCAAACACUUGAAAAAACAAACAAGAUUGUUCAAAAGUCAACCGCUUCGCUACGCUACACUCCAAAAGCUGUUUGUGUGUGCGUUACUACUUGAAUGUAUGGGUUUGAUUUUGUCGCUCUAAAUCGCACCGCACCGCUAUCAAUCACUGUAUGUGUGUUUUUAGCCUAAAUCAGGGCUUUAGAAAAAGUUUGUGUUAAGAAUACUAUAGCUUCCAAGUAUACUAUACUAAUUUUGUGUGUCCGUAUAGGUACUACUAUUAAUUAUUAGGAUAUCAAAAUGAUUGUAAAAUACACUUUACUAACACCAAUUGGGCUUUAAAAGACUGAACAUAUUAGGUAUUGUGUGUAAAUAAAAUAUAAAUGUAAAAAUAAAA